Molecule: messenger RNA, 1647 nt
Organism: Homarus americanus (American lobster)
Lineage: Eukaryota; Metazoa; Arthropoda; Malacostraca; Decapoda; Nephropidae
Product: probable assembly chaperone of rpl4
Exons: 5
Coding region: 134-1390 (418 amino acids)
Molecular function (GO): protein binding
Source: RefSeq, a predicted model, not a curated record
UUCAGAUUUUGUUCAGAUUUGCAUUAUGUAAUCAUCCCCGAGAGAAUUUAGCUUCCUGAAGAAGUGAACAACCAGACCAAGUCAAACGCCUCAGCUGUGCCUGGCAGCAACACGUGUACAUCAACUAGGACAAAUGGGGAAGAACACAGUAAACAAUCGAAAGAAAAAGUUAGCAAAAUUACGCAAAAAGUCUGCUGCGACCCUUAACGUAGCAUCACUGACAACAGAUGAACUUUUAACCCGUGCUCAGGAACAAAUAGAUUGUUUCCAUUAUGAAAGAGCUCAGUACUUAUGUCAAGAAGCCUUAAAACGAGAUCCAGAUAAUGUAUCAGCACUGGAGACAUCAUCAAGUUUAUGUCUUGAAGUUGGAAACCUAGAUGGAGCUAAACAUUGCUUGGGACGAGCUAUCACAUUAAAAUCAGAAGAAGGUUAUGCAAAGUACAUGUCCAUGGCCCAGUUACUGGAAGGCAAAGAAUCUCUCCAGUGCUAUCAAAAGGGCAUUGAAAUUCUAACUAAAGUUAUAACUGGGCUUCAACACUCAGUUAAAGAAAACAAAGCAAAAUGCUCUGCGAAUAAUUCUAAUGAUAUAUCAGCUACAAAACCAGAAAUGGCAGCAGAUGAAAAUGAAUCUAAAGAUGAUAGUAAAGAGACAAUUAUUGGAGCUACAAAGACUGAAAAUGACCCACUCCCCUCAAGUUCCUUGGUAGAACCUGAAGGCAAUAUGGCAGACCUUGUUCGGCAACUUUCUACUGCAAAUUGCUCUGUGGCAGAACUAUUUAUGACAGAUUUAUGUGAUGAAGAAGGUGCAGAGGAACAGUGUCGUUCUAGUAUAACCAAUGCCAUUCAAGCUGAUUCCAACAAUCCAGAGGCAUAUCAGCUUAUGGCCAGUUUUCUUUUGGUGAAGCAAAAUUUAGAAGAAGCAAAGACAUUUAUAACAAAUUCAAUAGAAAUCUGGCUUCCAAAAUAUAAAGAGGUGGAUGAAGGCAAGGCAACAGCUGGUACUUUUGAUCCAGUAGAAGUGUGUCCUCUGUCAUACACAACACGUCUCAGCACAGCAAGAAUUCUCAUCGAAGUAGCGGAUCAUAAGCAUGCUGUGGAGGUUCUUGAGGGACUGACAGAAGAAAAUGAUGAAGUUGUAGAUACUUGGUACCUGUUGGGAUGGAGCAAUUAUUUGCAAGGAGGAGAUCACAAAGACUCUGCCAAGUUUUACCUCCAUCGUGCCAUGCAGGUACAUUCCACGGCUCCCAGUGAUGAUGAGCAAUUAAUUGAACACCUGAAAGAACUGAUACAAGAACUUGGCCCCUACACUGAAGGUGAGGCAGUGGAUGAUGCCGAAAUUGAAGAUGAACUUGAGAGAGACUCAGAAGAUGAACAAAUGGACACAAACUAAUUUAUCUUUGGCUAACUUCGAGAUAAUUAUUUAUACAGUAAUGUAAAUAAAUGUUUAGUUUUCUAAAUAAUAAGAAUGUACAGUUUUAUAAUGUUGGUAUAUACAGUAUGUAACAUGAUUGACUAAUGAGACUUUUCAAGUUUUGACGCUGCUAUGUAAUGUACAGCAACAAACAUACUGUAUAACACUUUGUACAGUACCCAGAGUUUGUUUUGUUGUUUUUUCAUUGUACUUUUGCAGUAAAAAAUUGAGUCUGA